Molecule: messenger RNA, 414 nt
Organism: Gongylonema pulchrum
Lineage: Eukaryota; Metazoa; Nematoda; Chromadorea; Rhabditida; Gongylonematidae
Source: the annotation of a GenBank genome assembly
AUGGAGCAUCUACUGCAACACAUUACCGACAAGACAACUGUACUGGAAAUGUUGACGAAAACAUUUCAAGAGUUACCAAAUCCGGUGCAUGUUGAUUUUACCGAGCAAAAAUUGCGUGUCAUCAUUUGGUACGAUUAUGCCGGACAUUUCACGAAUAAAGUUUAUGUGUUCAGUAGUGUAGAUGAUAUGAAUGAUGAAAUAAGUGCAGAAUGCACACGCCUGAAGCCAACACCUAACGCACUUUCACAUAUCGCGCAUUUACGCUUCUCUGAGUGUUUUGACGUAACAGACGAGAAGGUAAUAGAAGAUGGAGCCGAAGGUGUGUCGUUAUGUGUAAUGCUUUCAAAUCUGCAACGUUCAAGUGUAGGAUGCCUGGAUAGGGCGAAUCUUUCGCAUUUGAAUUCCGAAGACUAG